Diabrotica virgifera virgifera (western corn rootworm) is the source of this 1348-nucleotide messenger RNA. RefSeq lists its product as uncharacterized. The record is from RefSeq and is a predicted model, not a curated record. The transcript is spliced from 2 exons. NCBI's taxonomy places the organism in Eukaryota, Metazoa, Arthropoda, Insecta, Coleoptera, Chrysomelidae. Bases 1 to 957 code for a protein of 318 amino acids.
AUGCAGCUUAUGAAAUUAGAAUGGAAUGUUCGGAUAUCGUCAGGUGCGGUUGCUACACUAAACAAGAGAAAGAUGAGUGCAGCACAAUUGCUGCCAAUAACUAACGAUUUGCUCAAGCUGAACAAAUAUAUAGAUACUUAUAUUUUGUCAGCUAAAGAAGAAAUUGAAAGUGAAGAGAGAAAUCACAAGUCCUGGGUAAGGGUUGCUACUCUAGUUUUAUCCCGUAUCAUUCUUUUUAACAAACGACGCUCCGGAGACGCGGCACGGAUCAAGAUGAGCGAUUAUAUUAACAGACCAAGGUGGGAAGAUCAAAGUACAGAUGAUAUAAAGGAAUCAUUGACACCAAUUGAGCGCAAGUUGGCCGAUACUCUAACUGUCGUUGAAGUAGAAGGAAAGAGAGGAAGAAAAGUUCCAGUAAUUUUGACGCCCAUAAUAAAAGAGUCUAUCGAUUUGCUGAUUCGACACCGGUAUCAGUGUAACAUUUCUUCGCAAAACAAAUACAUUUUUGCGAGAUCAAAUCCAUCAUUAAGCCACCUCAGAGGUCAUGACUGCUUGAAUAAGACAUGUGAGGAAGUACAACUUGAAAACGCGUCACUGAUCAGUGGAACAAAGCUAAGGAAGUAUGUAGCGACGGUUUGUCAGUUGUUCAACAUGUCAGAGAAUGAAUAUGAUUGGCUGGCAAGACAUUUAGGACAUGACAUAAGAGUACAUAGAGAAUUUUACAGAUUGCAUGAAAGUGCAGUAGAAUUAACUAAAGUCAGCAGGCUACUGAUUGCUGUAGACAAAGGUGAAGCCAGCCGAUUUGCCGGAAAACGCAUUGAGGAUAUUUCCAUAGAAGAUUUGCCGUAUUUGGAGGACGAAGCAGAUAACAUUGAACCAGAAAGUGAGGAUGAAAAUAUUGAAAUAGAUCCAAAUAAUGUAGCGGGAGUGCCUGAAGAACAAACAACGAAAAGAUGAAUCGCAAAAAAAGGUUAGUUACCCUUUACAGAAUUGAAUUAAUAUUACGGCCUAUUAUUAAGUAACAUUUUGUAUAUAUGGUUACGUGAAAUUGGCCUGCUAUUUUGGGAGAUACUGUAUGUGUUUAAAUUGUUUUCAUUAUUAAAGGUAAUAAUACUAAUACUAAUUCCAAAAUUAUGUUUCAGUGUCACCUAUACGGAAGAAUAGAAGAGAAAAGAUAAAUUGGUCAAAGGAGGAAAAGUCAGCAGUCCUCAUAUUUUUCAGAGUGAAUAUAAAAAAAGGAAUUGUUCCUAAUAAAGAACAAUGUAUGCAAUGUAUUGUCGAUAAUAAAGCUACAUUGGAAAGAAGAAAUUGGAAGAAUAUUAAAGAUUGCGUUUAUAAUGAAAUUAAA